CGCUGCUCCGAGUCACAACAACUGUCAAGCUGAUUUUUCUCACCUUUGACACGUCGCCCUCUUUACCCCCAGAUCUUGUGAGCUUCGUUGGUCUCAUCUUCAGCUUCCACCACACCUCGCUUGCAUUCCUUAUAUACACUCCAAGCUUCGCGCCUUUGACCACUCCUUGUUCAAGCACUGUUGAGAUCUUUCACCAUGUCUGAGAACGGUGAGACUUUCGACAAUGGCGAUGCCUUCGAAACGUCGGCAAUGAAGACGGUGAUCGAGUCUGCGACGAUUCCAGCACCUCCUCUCAACGCCGCGGACUCCAUGGCCAAGGUCAAGGAGCACGGUUGGGUCGAGCGUACUGCCUACGACUACAAGAAGUUCAGCGAUGAUCGCGAAACUCGUGAAGCUGAAGUUGUUGACGAAGCCGGUCAGCCUGCUCUUAUUGAGGGCGCGGACUGGCUCUCCAGUGCUAUGCGCUACGAGUGGGAUGAUGAGUAUGGUGAUGUCGGCCCGAAGAUUCCAAGACUCGAAGAAGAGCUGUUUGGAAAGACGUUCCGUCAGGAGACUGGUAGUUAUCUCGAUGCUUACGACUUGAAGGUCACUGUCGAAGGUGACAAUCGCCCCCCACCAAUCAUCUCGUUCGAGGAUGCGGGCCUUCAUCCUGUCAUGCUGGAGAACGUCAAGCUUUGUGGUUAUAACAAGCCAACUCCAAUCCAAGGCUAUGUUAUUCCGGCUGUUCUCACUGGCAACGAUGUAGUCGGUUGUGCGCAAACCGGCUCCGGCAAGACCGCCGCAUAUCUCAUCCCUGUUCUUUCCCGCCUCAUGGGUAAAGGCCGCAAGCUUGCAGCCCCUCGCCCAUUGAAGAAAGACUGGACUGAUUCAAACAAGGUACGUGCUGAGCCGCUUGCUGUGAUUGUCUGCCCGACCCGCGAAUUGGCCUGCCAGAUCUUCGAUGAGGCCCGUCGUCUUUGCUAUCGCACACAGCUUCGUCCCUGCGUCAUCUACGGUGGCGUCCCCACUCGUGAGCACAUGAAUGAGAUUCAGCGAGGAUGUGAUAUUCUCAUCGCCACACCUGGUCGUCUGAUGGACUUUAUGGAUCGUCCGAACGUCCUCUCCAUGAACCGCGUCAAGUACACCAUCAUCGACGAGGCAGACGAACUUCUCCACCCUGACUGGGAGAGAGAGAUGAGCUUGAUCAUGUCCGGCGGAGACACCAAUGAGGAUGCUGAUCAUCUGUACAUGAUGUUCUCAGCCACAUUCCCAGCAGCAGCGCGCAAGCUUGCUAUGACCUUCAUGGCUGACGAUUACGUGCGUGUGCGGAUUGGACGAACAGGGUCCACGCACACCAACAUCAAGCAGGCAAUCUGCUACAUUGCCAAAGAACAUAAGCGCGAUGCCCUGUUUGACCUCUUGUUGUCAAUGCCUCCGUCCCGAACCUUGAUCUUUGUCAACUCCGUUCGGAUGGCCGAUAUGUUGGAUGACUUCUUGUACAACAAGGGUCUUCCUUCGACAUCGAUGCAUAGCGGUCGCACCCAGAAGGAGCGUGAGGAUGCUAUUCGUGCGUUCCGCAUGGCGCAAACCCCCAUCAUGGUUGCCACUGGCGUGUCCGCUCGUGGUUUGGACAUCAAGCACGUCAUGCAUGUCAUCAACUUUGAUCUCCCCUCAGCAGCACAUGGAGGAAUUCAGGAGUAUAUCCACCGUAUCGGCCGUACGGCGCGCAUUGGGAACGAGGGACUCGCUACUUCUUUCUAUAACGAGGACAAUGAGGAUAUCGCCGAAGAUCUCUGCAAGGUCAUGCUCGAAGCGAAGCAGCCGAUCCCUGACUUUUUGGAGGGCCGCAUCGACGAGACGGCUUCGAUCCAUUGGGAUGACAAUUCUGACAACGAGGAAUUGCCAGGCACUGGUGGAGCUGCUGAUGCCGAUGAGGUUGUUGACCCCUGGGGAGAUGCUCCUGUGGUCGCGGUUGUAGCACCUGCGGACACUGGUUCCGCCGGCGAUGGUGGGUUUACUAUUGACGAGAAUGCUAUUGCUUGGUAGAUUGGAAUGGUAGGAUACGCAUAUUGGUUGUCCGACCAUAAGCUGUGGCCCUGAUUCGGCUGACUAGACGAUUUGGUAGCUUCUGUGACUGAAUGGUUGGUUGGUCAUAUUAGACUCGGUUGGAAUGAUCACGGAUGCUAUUUAAUC
Molecule: messenger RNA, 2172 nt
Organism: Pseudovirgaria hyperparasitica
Lineage: Eukaryota; Fungi; Ascomycota; Dothideomycetes; Acrospermales; Acrospermaceae
Product: DEAD-box protein
Exons: 6
Coding region: 196-2025 (609 amino acids)
Cellular component (GO): nucleus
Molecular function (GO): ATP binding; RNA binding; RNA helicase activity
Source: RefSeq, a predicted model, not a curated record